This is a messenger RNA of Dothidotthia symphoricarpi CBS 119687, 591 nucleotides long. RefSeq lists its product as uncharacterized. NCBI's taxonomy places the organism in Eukaryota, Fungi, Ascomycota, Dothideomycetes, Pleosporales, Dothidotthiaceae. The transcript has 3 exons. The record is from RefSeq and is a predicted model, not a curated record. Bases 1 to 591 code for a protein of 196 amino acids. Gene Ontology annotation, cellular component: preribosome, large subunit precursor.
AUGGCAAAAGGACUGCGAUCAAGCUCCAAGAAGGCGAACCGCACCAAGCUGCGCAGCCGAGUCUUCGCGCCUGUCGAGAAAGCCCGUGCUGAACGCCUGCACGCAAAACUCCUCGAGACCAUCCAGCAAGAAAAGCCAGAGGCUGCCAAGAAGAGCGACAUGGACGUCGACAAAGACUCCACGAACACUACGGAAGCGAUCAAGGAGGAUGACUUUCCCAAAGGUUCGUCAUAUCUCACUGCUGCUAUCCCACGUUCUCUGUGCGAAGACACAAUCACAAAGCUCGAUCCUGCACAAGAAGACUUACAGAUGAGAAACCUGUGUUUCCACCUGGGGCUCUGCUCCGACAUCCUGGGCUUCAGUGAUGAAGGGCAUCUCAAGUUUGCCUUUGACCCGCUUCCACCGCACUGGUUGAACAUGGACGUCGACGCUGCCGCCUCAGCUGCGAAGAAAUCGAGCAAAAAGGACGACCGCAAGGUCAGGAAGCCCGGACGAGCAAGGAAGCCGCAGAACUCCAUGACCUUUCCCAAGUCGCGUGGGAAAGGUGCGUUGAAGCCCUUUACCGGUGGGCGUGUCAACAAGCGGCGAUGA